GCUGCAGGCACCAUGGCCGCGAAGCUGCUGCUCCUCGUCUGCCUGUUCUCGGGCUUGCACGCGCGAUCCAGAAAGGUGGAAGAGGACGAAUAUGAGGAUUCGUCAUCAAAUCAGAAGUGGGUCUUGGCUCCCAAAUCCCAAGACACCGACGUGACUCUUAUUCUCAACAAGUUGCUGAGAGAGUAUGACAAGAAGCUGCGGCCGGAUAUCGGAAUGAAGCCCACUGUCAUCGAUGUUGACAUUUAUGUUAACAGCAUCGGCCCUGUGUCGUCAAUAAAUAUGGAAUACCAAAUUGACAUCUUUUUUGCUCAGACCUGGACAGACAGUCGCCUCCGCUUCAACAGCACGAUGAAAAUCCUGACCCUGAACAGCAACAUGGUGGGGCUGAUAUGGAUCCCAGACACCAUCUUCCGCAACUCCAAGACGGCCGAGGCGCACUGGAUCACCACGCCCAACCAGCUGCUGAGGAUCUGGAAUGACGGGAAGAUCCUGUACACUCUCAGGCUCACCAUCAACGCCGAGUGCCAGCUGCAGCUGCACAACUUCCCCAUGGACGAGCACUCCUGCCCGCUUGUCUUCUCCAGCUAUGGCUACCCCAAAGAAGAGAUGGUCUAUAGAUGGAGAAAAAACUCGGUUGAGGCAGCGGAUCAGAAAUCAUGGCGGCUUUACCAGUUCGACUUCAUGGGCCUCCGAAACACCACAGACAUCGUGACGACGUCUGCAGGUGAUUAUGUUGUCAUGACUAUAUACUUUGAAUUGAGUAGAAGGAUGGGGUACUUCACGAUCCAGACGUACAUUCCCUGUAUACUGACUGUGGUUUUAUCCUGGGUGUCAUUCUGGAUCAAAAAAGAUGCUACACCAGCGAGAACAGCACUGGGCAUCACCACGGUGCUGACCAUGACCACCCUCAGCACCAUAGCCAGGAAGUCCCUGCCGCGAGUGUCCUACGUGACCGCCAUGGACCUCUUCGUGACCGUGUGCUUCUUGUUCGUCUUCGCGGCUCUGAUGGAGUACGCCACCCUCAACUACUACUCCAGCUGCCGGAGACCAGCCGCCGUGAAGAAGGCGACGUCGCUAUUACACCCAGACUCCUCGAGGUGGAUCCAUGAGCGGAUAAGCCUGCAAGCCCCCUCCAAUUACUCCCUCCUGGACAUGAGGCCGCCGCCAGCCGCCGUGACGGCGCUCAACAACUCCGCGUACUGGCGCGAGCUGGAGGACACCUGCGUGUCCGAGUGCCUGGACGGCAAGGACUGCCAGAGCUUCUUCUGCUGCUACGAGGAGUGCAAGGCGGGGUCGUGGCGGAAGGGGCGCGUCCACAUAGACAUCUCGGAGCUGGACUCCUACUCCCGGGUGUUCUUCCCCACGUCCUUCCUGCUCUUCAACCUGGUCUACUGGGUCGGGUACCUGUACCUCUGAGGGCCGCUGCAGGGGCGAGGGACCAGCCCGGCCCACCCUCUCCCCCUUCACCCCCCAGCCCGCGAUGCCGUGGGAGCGGCCAGGAAGGACAGCACGCAGCCGUCUGAGGUCAGAAGAGACCUCCAGCACAGGAGGCAGCCUGACACGGCGCCUGUGUCUCACACGCACACACGCACACACACUCACACACACGCUAGGUGAGUUUCACAGUGGUGUUCUUGUCCACCCCGUACUGAAUCUGUAGUCUGGUGAUGUUUCUGAGUGUUAGAUCCCUGAAGCCGCUGUCCGUCACCCGUGCGAGGGUCUGUAAAGUAGGACAACUGAGCAGCUCUUGGCCGGCCCCUGCCCCUGUGACCCGGCGCCAGCCCCGAGGACUGAGUCCCUCCGCCUGGCCUGGGCUCCGGGGCCACACGGCGGUUGAGGCUGUGUGUGGACUCAGUGGCUUUGUCCCCGCUCCCUCUCCCUGUGGCCUCUGCUCUGGCCCGUCGUGGUCACCCAGCCUCCCUGUCCUAGCAGCCGCCUCUUGGCCUAGGAUGAGUUCAUAGACAUCAUCCCUCAUUUCCAUUGGAGGAAAACACCCACGUCUCAACUCCUGGCGUUGAAGUCAGAGGUGCCGAUGGUCUGACCAAGCUGCCGAGGCCCGAGUGUUUGAACGUUGGGUCCUCGGGCUAGUUCAGCUGGAGUCCCCCAUGUCACUCUCACAGCCGCGCUCUGCUGGCCCGAGCCUGACCCCAGAGGGCGUGUUCCACCUUGUCACAGUAGCAUGGGUUCGAUGACCACUGUCGUCUUGCGGAGGCUGACAGCUGCUGGAGCCUGUGUCGUGAAAACAUAUUCCAGAGUGUGAAAGAAACAUAGGUAGAAUUUUUAAAAUUUCUUAGUAAAUAUUCAUUUUCAAGUUAAAAUGACUUUCAAUGCAAAAAAAAAGGGCAGUGGCUAUUAUCAAUGAUAUAUUUUGAUGAACAGAAAUUAUUUUGUACUUUGAAAUAAGAACACGUAGCAAAAUCCAAAGAAAAGAAUCCCCCCAGGUCAAUACUCUUUUGAUAUUUUUGUAACAAAAAUCAAAUUUGCUUCUUGAUAUUAGUUCUUUGUUAUAACUGAAUGCCAGUCCGUACUUCCUAAGACUCUUGGAAAACUCUCCCCCAUCAAUAGGAGAAAAAAAAAGUCCUUCCAGGCCCUUAGUGCUUUGGCAUUCUUGAAAUUUGGUACCGGAAUCUGUGUUCUCAUGUUUUUCACACAGAAAACUGAAUUAAUUUUAUUCCGAGUCAUACAUUUUUAAAUUACCUACUGUGCAUACCAGUGUUACUCGGAAGCGAAGUGAGAUGGCAUGCCGAGAAAUACUGAAGCCACACAGUGCCCUGGACAGACGGGCUGGAGGGAAGAGGCCAGAAGACGUGGAAUCCAGUCUGUGCAUUCGAGCUGACACCGCCGCGUCUCAGCUGAAUGCACACACACACACACACACACGCCUGCCUGUCUGCUUCGGACAGGGUCUACACAGCGAGAGGUGCUGGCCCAGUGUUUUUCUUGCAGUAGUUCUCUGCCUUGGGGGUUGACAGGACAACGCUUCUAUUUACCAGUUCAGUGGCGAGGUAACAAUACCGGGUCGCUGGAAAAGUCAUGACACAUCUUUGCACAGAAGAUCAUGGCUUUCCCAAUGACCUGGUAAGUAGUGGUGGGGCCAAGGCUGCAGCGGCUCAGCCCAAAUCUCUCUCCCACUAGAGAACUUCGCGUGCAGUGCCGUGGCUCUGCCCGCGUGGAAACCGCCCUGCCCAGCUCUGGCAGAGGCGCCGUGGCGGUCCCUUGGCCCAGGGGCUCCCGCUGCCCUGCCAUAGCACUCAGCAGAGAGCAGUCUUCUUUGAACACAAUUUCAGUUUUAUGAAUUAACGCUAGCCAUCUGAAGGAUUUCAAUCCGCGACAUUCAAAAAGUUCUAGACAGAACUGAAUUUUCUAGUAAAAUUCUUCUUGGGAGGAAAAUAACCUAAAAGAAACUCCCAUAGCAUACAUUUGGCCCAAUUCCACCUUUAAAACAAUUUGCCAAUCUCUCUGGUUUCAAAACCCACAGUAUUUCCAUGUGAGCAAGUCUCGUGACAUUUGACGAGUAGGAAACAGGUACCCACAGCCUCUGUUCUGAAUCUGGCCUCUCUUUCCUGACAUCGGCUGUCCACUGCAGCUGUCUCCAUGACGCAGAGCCCACAUUUCAUAGUGUCUCCUAGGGAUUCACCAACAGGACAUGGAGAGCCCUGCAUGGAGACCUCGGCCUGGCCCGCGGGGCCUGGGUAUGGAAGGAAAGCCCUCCCGGAGGGCCCCCACGCCUGCUCAUCUGCAGGCUUUCCCAAGUCAGCUCUCGGCCUCCACCCUAACUGUCCAGAUGAGGCUUAGCAGUGCCUUCCAGCUCGCUCAGGGGCAGAGCUCAGGGGCUCUCGAGCUGGUCUGUGCCCACUUUCUGGAA
Molecule: messenger RNA, 3865 nt
Organism: Tupaia belangeri chinensis (Chinese tree shrew)
Lineage: Eukaryota; Metazoa; Chordata; Mammalia; Scandentia; Tupaiidae
Gene: GABRG3
Product: gamma-aminobutyric acid type A receptor subunit gamma3
Exons: 10
Coding region: 13-1416 (467 amino acids)
Biological process (GO): gamma-aminobutyric acid signaling pathway; monoatomic ion transmembrane transport; chloride transport
Cellular component (GO): membrane
Molecular function (GO): extracellular ligand-gated monoatomic ion channel activity; GABA-A receptor activity
Source: RefSeq, a predicted model, not a curated record